AUGGACUCGGGCCCGGGUCGGUCGGGUGGCGAGUCGGCGGACAGGGGUGCCAGUGCGUUGAUGGCAUUGAGGGAGCGGUUUCUACUGAUUGCUCUGUUCAAGAUCGAACACCGUAGGCACGCGACAUUAUUGGGUUACUGCAAGGUAGACAUCUUGUCGAUUGCCGUGGGCCCGAUACACCAUGACUUUGCUCUGGGAAGCAGCAUCCGAAUCCAGUUCGAAGGGCGUCUCACGCAAAUCUGUCGGCUGAACUGUGUACCAGUUGAAGUGCGUGCACACAUCGAUGAAAUGGACGCAAUCCCAAAAACGGCCGCCACUGGCCCCCGCAAGACCGCCCCUGCCCCUCGCAGUCUGGCGCCGAGCGACCCCGAGGACGUCGGCUUCCCGCCCAAGGCUAAAUCCGUCGCCUCGCUCGUACCGCCCGAUAAAGGCCGAGGAGCCGACAGUGACUCGGGAGGCGACGUUUCUGGCGUCCGCUCAGCCCGGGGCUCAACCUCUCGCGCUGCAGCCGGCGUGGCAGCUCUUGCAGCCGGAGCGGCCGUGCCUGCGAACAUGAUCGGACCCGCGUUGGGAACAAAUUUGGGACCCGACGCGGUGGCGCCCAACGUGGCGACCGUGGGGAGUCUGGUGGCGGGCGCCGCGGGGCUGGGACUCGGGCCCACCACCGCCAGUUCUUCCCGAGCGACUGUGGCGGCGCCGGAGGACCUCGCCCGCGAAAAGAGUCUUCGGAAGGAGGGCACAUUGCGUGAAGAAUUGCUCCGCGAAGACUUGCUGCGAGAAGACUUGCACGCGACCCCCCCGCGAAAAAGUCUGGGCGCAAGUUCGGUUUCGGCGGGUGGCGUUGAGACCCUAGGCGCAGCGUCUGUGGCGACGGAAACGGGCGGGCCAGCGGCACUGGAGCGGAAGGCAUCGGUCAUUGCGGACGUGGAGGCCUUGGACGGGCCAACACAGCAGCACAAGACCGACGACGAACGCCGACCUGUGAAGGCCGAAUGGAAAGUCGACUUUUGUGUGACUGGGCUCCAAGAUGCGACGCCCGCUUCUUCCAACUGGAGCUCCGUCACCGCGACGCCCUACUGGUUCGUCCUCGACGAACAGCGUCCUGUCCCGCCGGAGGAACGCUUCAUACUACCUCUCGGCGAACGCCCUCCGGGUCCGGACAGCCAGUCCGCAGCAGCGGUCGGGGUGAAAAAGCCGGACACGGCGCAGGACACCUACUUUACGUUGGCGCAGCGUUGUCGUCAGCACGAGGGAGAAAUGUUCGCGAGCCAGUUGCCGGCCGCGCCUUGUCUAGAGCCAUUGUUUGUGUGCACUACAUCUGAAGGGAUUCGGGAGUACUGUCUGCACGUGCGCCUGUGGAACAAGCCGUUGGGUGUGGGGCCGGCUAAGUUGUACGGUGAAGCAUGGGUGCCUUUCUUUAAGUUGUUCGAUACGGACAUGUUGAGUUCGCGUUCUUUCUGGGAUGUGCGGUUCGACGAGGUGUUAUGGAACGAUGGGCGUACUGUCGGUCGUAUCUCAUCGUUGAUUGUCUUCCAAGACAUUCCGCUUCUGCGUCAAAUGUUUACUGGCGUCUCAACAGAGCUCGGAUAUCGGCGUCUUAUUUCACCAGGACUGCUGCACAUCCAGGCGACGAGUCGUGCGACCACGGCAUCGAGUGUGGAAAGUAUCGAGGAGGUACGCACCUUGAGCGAACUAACACAGGAGUUACAGAGAAGCUGGUUGAAAGCCAAUGUGCUACAUGCUGAGAAACUCUCGUCGCAAAAACGUUACUCUGAAAACAACAAAAAUGACAACCGGAAUAGCAUCGGCGUCAUCUCAGAGAAGAUCAUUGACCUCCUUGGUCGCACUGGUAACGACACCAAAAGCCCCAUGUUCGACUACCCCGACAUUUACACUAUGAUGCAGGGUCAACGUGUCUUGAUCGAACUCGCCGACCACGUCCUCCAGGUGCAGGAUUUUGUGCCGUACGGUGUGCGGGGCAUCUAUGGUAACAUACUCAUUCUCGUGCUGAAACGCGGCGAAUUGGAAAUGGGCAAUUUGAUCCCAAGUUUACCCUCACACGUGUGUGCUAAAUUCCCCAACAUGGACCUUCACGCACUCAUCAAGGUGGCUAUGUCCAUGCGCCUGGACCUCUCCCCCGAGGAUGAAGCCCGAGAAUGUCUGUACCACAGCACACCCGACGCCAGGGGUCAGUCCACGUCCGGCGGCACGUCUGGCUUCCGCGACGGAGCGAAAAGCGGCGGCCGGGAGAGAAGCGGCUUUGAGAGAAGCGGGCAGGAGAAAGAGGCUUUGUUGGGCGGUGCGGUGGCGAGUGUGCAAGCGGCAAAAAGACUCAUCAGUCGAGGGCGAAAUUCACGUAACGCGGUUUCGCGUGAAGUCACGAAUCCGGACACGAGUGUAAGUUCGCAGAGGACCAAGGUCACCUUUGGUGGUGAGCCACUGCGCGUCGAUAGUGUUGGUGGCCAUAGUGUAGGCGGACAUAGCAGCAUGUCUUCGUUCCAUCCCCAAUCAGGCAGAAGUCUCGAGCAUCAGCGUAGCGGAGCAUCUUCGUUGAAUGCAAGUCGUCUCGUGACGGAGGACCUGCGUUCCCGCGGCUCCGCGAGUCCUCUUGUAGGUUCAGGUAUAAGUCCGAGUAUGAGUUCGGCACGGAGUCCGAGCCAAAGUCCGAGGCCACUGAGUCCUGACGGGAGUUUUCGAAAAGACACCGAGGGGCAGAGUUUUGAGAAGCGCGGAUUAGAGGCAGUGGGAGAGGUGAUGACGGCGUAUGAUGCGGUGGAGUUGAUUUACUACGACAAGAGGAUGCUGAUAAUUCAGCUGUUCAUCGACAUAUUACGACGGCUCUUGGAGUUUGUUUCAAGCAAACUUGACCAAGAUGUCACAAUGUUCGAGUCACAACGAAAGCAAGUGGCCUUAUACUACGCCAUGCUCUACAUCCGUCUACCCACCUUGCGCUCACUCUUUCUCUCUGCCAGUCUGAGUCCUAACGAGUAUGAACUGUACAUUCCGGAGUGGAAAGGAACGGACUUCAAUCUCGAUAAGGCAUCCCUCGACCGCUUCGGCCAACUGUGGUUUCAGAGUGACAAAGGGUUUAGGAGCAGUGCUUCGCUCUUAUCUUCAAUCGACGGAAACGCGACUCAACGCGUAGGCGCCUACGCCAAACGAACCGCCGUGAACCCCUAUCAAGCAGGGAGAAAUGGCGGCCUAUACGAAAUCAGAAUAAACCUGGACUGGUCCCCCUUGUUCACGCUCGUUAAAGGGUAUUAUAACCAACCCGAGGAUGCGAACACACCCAAGGCAGAACAAGCCCCCGAAUUCCCCACCAACCAAGUCGCUUCUAGUACUCUUGAGCCUGUAAGCGCCUCUACACCACCCCCUGACGUUGCUGGGAACAGUGCAGCAGCGACCGGCGGCGGAAUGCGACAGGAUCCACCCACCGAGGAAGGUAAACGGGCCAGCGUAAGCGGUGGCGCCCAACCCAAAGCCCCUCAGCCCAAAGUUACUCAGCCCAAAGUUCCUCAGUCCAGGGCUUCACAACCCAGGACUUCUCUGUCCAAAGCAGCAGAAAAGACCCAGGGGACCCAGGGGGCGGUAGGAAAGACUCAGGUGGCGGAGAAGACUUUGAGUGUGAACCAAGUAGGUGGAAUGCCUGGGACUCCUGGGAGUCGGAGCCUUCACGAGGAUUUGGACGAGAAGAAGAAUGGGGACCCGAGCACGUCUUGGAUCGGCAGUCACGAAGUAGAUGAGCCGGCGAUGGUUCAGGCAAUCUUCGAUAAGUACCCCAAGUCUUUGUCGUGGGUUUCGCAGCGGACACUGACAUUUUAUCUGUUCCUUAAUUCGUGGAUCCGGCUGACUUGGGCGCAGCUGGACUGCGCUCCGAAGUCAAGUUCUAAAGAAGCAGAGAGCAUCGCAGCCCAAGGUGCCAGCAACGUGUCUCGGACCAUCCAAGGGUCUGUGCGGUGGGAACUGAUACCCGGCUACGCCGCCUUCAUCAAGGGAUUCCUGAUUGAACUCAAGUCGAAGCCCAUAGCCAAGUUCCCGGACGCACUCCUAAACUGCUCUGCCUCUCUACUCGUCAAUGAUCGGCUGCUAGCCGUCUUCAUGCGAAUUGUUCUAAGCCGAACCAGCGUCUACUCCAGGGAACAGGUAUUUGCAGCCUUCAACUACUUGGACUUCUGGCUAGAGACUUUCAGCCUCAGGAACCAACCGCUCCCGCUCACCAUGGACUACAGACUACUCGGAAAAGCUGUCGACGCCGUGAUAAACUCUGAUCUCGCACUCCAAAUGGCCAAAGCCAUUUGGUUCCUCUACAAGAGAAUGGACCUUUUCAGCCCCCAGAAAUCCAUGCUCAAAAUACUCAUGGAAAUACUGAUGUACAAACACUUCCAUAAGUGA
Gregarina niphandrodes is the source of this 4392-nucleotide messenger RNA. RefSeq lists its product as hypothetical. The record is from RefSeq and is a predicted model, not a curated record. Lineage: Eukaryota; Apicomplexa; Conoidasida; Eugregarinorida; Gregarinidae. The transcript has a single exon. The coding region runs from base 1 to 4392 and encodes 1463 amino acids.